This is a messenger RNA of Haliotis rufescens (red abalone), 848 nucleotides long. RefSeq names its product CD209 antigen-like. Bases 51 to 716 code for a protein of 221 amino acids. The record is from RefSeq and is a predicted model, not a curated record. The transcript is spliced from 4 exons. NCBI's taxonomy places the organism in Eukaryota, Metazoa, Mollusca, Gastropoda, Lepetellida, Haliotidae.
CGCUUUGAGGACGGAAGACUUGAACGGUUAAGGAUCCGUAACAAGGCACAAUGGCUAUACAGUUAUUCAUGUCAGUCGCCCUGUCUGAUGUUCUUGACACCAGUCUGACACCAGCCAUGACAAGCACUUUGUUCAACUGUGUGAUACAGUGUUACUCAAGCACUGGAUGUUCCUCCAUCUUCUACAACAAAGCGACUCACCAAUGUGCAGUGUCAUCGCACGUAUAUCGACAUGGUGACAGUGUUCUAGCAUCUUCCACGGGAAUGAAGUUGUACACUUGGAAUCAAGCUGGAUGUCCGUUAUCAGCGGGCUGGGUUUACCACCGUCCCUCAAAUCUCUGCUACAAGCUCAGUGAUUACAAGGUGGACAUAACUACGGCGGAGACCGCGUGCAGAGAUGCUGGAGCGAGACUUGUUGUCGUUGACACCGCCGAGAAGAACGCUCAUCUCCUAACAUUACAUCCGACUUCAGUUGAUCGUUCUUGGAUUGGGCUUCGCAAAAUCUCUGGAACUUGGAAAUGGAGCAAUGGAGAAACACUUGGGCCUUUCAAUGCCUGGAAAAGAGAUCAUCCACACAAUGGCAAGGAGUGUGGAGUUUUGUCAGGGUACCUUCAAGGAUGGUCAUCAUUUCUUUGUCUAACUGGUACUAAUAUUAACUAUAUAUGUGAUAAAGAGGUCAAUUCUUAUUCACGUCUUAAGCUUAAGACGUUAAAGUGAAAACAGAAAUGUAAUGUUUUGCAUUUGGCGCAUUAGUUUCUUUGUUCCUUAGAAUGAAAUCACGUGCGAUCUCAUGUAAAAGCCACACAGAUUCUGAUGUCAUUAAAUCUGUGAAACAUAUUUCCGCCUCAA